This is a messenger RNA of Oppiella nova, 745 nucleotides long. The record is from the annotation of a GenBank genome assembly. Lineage: Eukaryota; Metazoa; Arthropoda; Arachnida; Sarcoptiformes; Oppiidae.
GUCAGCCAAAGAGGCGAACAUGAAUAUGAUGAGAGUGUGGGGGGGAGGGGUGUAUGAGUCCGACCUGUUCUACCAGUUGGCCGAUGAGUACGGGAUUAUGAUUUGGCAGGACUUCAUGUUUGCCUGUGCUUUAUAUCCGGCUAACAAAGAAUUUUUAGAUUCCGUACAAAAGGAAGUGAUAACACAAGUGAGACGCCUUCAACACCACCCAUCCAUUGCCAUUUGGGCCGGUAACAACGAGAAUGAGCAAGGUCUUGUCGGGUGGUGGAAGCCUCGUUUACCACAAUAUGAUGCCGAUUACCGCACUCUAUAUGUCAACACAAUCGGCAAAAUAUUGGACACCGAAGAUAGGACGCGUCCGUACGUGAGCUCCAGUCCCUCCAAUGGCUUGGAGUCCAUUAAGGAGAACUAUACAGCUCAGAAUCCCGAGGAUUCACGUUAUGGUGACAUUCAUUACUACAACGAUGGGUCCCGACUGUGGGACUGGACUACAUUCUGGAGCCCAAAAUUUGCCUCAGAAUAUGGAUUUCAAUCAUACCCCUCAAUGGAUUCACUUUCUGAAGCCUUUUCUGCCAAAGAGCUGGUGUUCCCAUUGACGCCUACAGUACAGCAUCACCAACACAAGUGGAAUGAGGACGAGACUAUUGUUCAACAGAUUCUAUUAUCUGAGAGUCCCAUCGAAGGGAGGAAUCGAUAGAUUAAAUGAUUUCGUAUAUUCUUCGCAAAUAAUACACGCCAUGGCUAU